CGCACCACAGAUAUAAUACAGAGAGAGACAACAAACCCUCAAGCCACCAUAAUGAAAGAAAUUAUAAAGUUUCAGUCUUUAACAUGGCUAUGGACAUGGAGGCUGGAUCUUCUCUCAAAGGAAAAGCCUUUAACAAGGCUAAACAACUACGUAGCCAAAACUCGACUGGCUAAGCGAUUUAAACUCAACGGCUGAAACUCAACUUUCACACCGAAUUACGUUGCUGGCACCGCCACUGUUUUCUCACCAUUGGCUUAUAUUCUCGCCGCUUUGGCUCCGGGUAUGGGUACCCAAUGGUUUUUUGCUUAUACCGUCGUCGGGGUAUCACGUGGUUCGGGUAAUGUUUUCGUACGAAGAGUGCAUUAACGGCUGCUUUUCAUGGAAGGUUUAAUCUUUUCUAGCUAUCUGGCAAUCGGAUUACGAGCAAACAAUUGGGCAAAACUCCGUUUCCAAAAACCGGUCCGGAUUCAGUCUUCCGCCGGAAUCGGCUUUUCCUUGCAUUCAUUCGGAUUACAAAACAACCAAGGAAUCGGGUUAGUUGGGUUACAGCUUUCGACGUAGUAAACACUUGGCGGAUGCCCAAGAUCAUCGCGUGCGACGUUAGCACCGGGUCGACGUUUAGCUAACGGGACUGUUGCUUUGAUCCCAGGCGCACCGUUUCGCGGGGAUAUUUCUUGUCUACGAGACCGCAUGAGAUCGCCAACGUUAUGGCUUGGAGUGGUUGGAUUUGUCAAUAAUUGCUAUUGUUUGGUGAAAAAAUAAUUAAAGGGGGCAUUAUUUACCUGAAUUGGUUUUUGUUGACGGCCAAUUUCAUGGUUCCGUUGAACCACGAGUGUUUAACGGCAUUUCCUGACACGCCGGGCAGGGAAUUCAAGCUCAUGAGUUAUUUUAAAGAAGUUGUUUGAUGUUACAUGCCCAAUUAAAAGUACAGCUGGAGCUUUAGCAUUUUAGGAGUAUGGGGAAAGGUAUUUUUGGGAGGCUUUGGUCACGUUUUAUAUUGUUGACAUUUUGGACACCACGCGGUACAUUAUAUUUCAAUUGGGCCAGAAUUUGCUGGAUUUUUGGAUGAGAAUUGGUGGAUUUUGAAGUCAAUAUUUUGCAUUCAUGUCAGAUGCUCGUCAAUCGUUGGUGGGGUCGCUUCUUGGCACAUCACCCGUGACGGCUUACAUAGAAUCCUCGACGGGUAUUCGCGAAGGCGGAAAGAACAGGUUUAACGGCCGUUGACAGUUGCAGGGUAUUUCUUUUUGGCGUUUUUUCUUGACUCCCUUAUUAGCUUCCGAUACCGCUUGGGCUGUUGGCGGGCCGCCGUUGAUCUUGGUGGGUGUGCUUAUUGAUGAGGCAGGGUGGAUAUAGUGGAAUGAUAUGAGGCAAGCUAUUACCAGCUUUUUGACAUUGAUUUGAUGGCCUUUGACCUUAUUCCUAUUUGCAUAUGGGUUGAUGGUGGAAUUGGGACUUAACAUUGUUUUGCAUUUAGGGAUUGGGGUGAGGACCUUUUUGAUUAAGAUGGGCAUCAUAAAAAGAAUUGGUGGUGGUGGUGAUGGAGGCGAGGAGAAGGAGGAGUUGGUGGUAGUGGUGGUGGGAUCAAUGGGGACAGAUGUGCAAAAUCUAUGCAAGAUGGAUAAGUGUUUAAAAGAAGUUGGGAAAACCCAAAUUGGUGGAGUCCUUCACGCCAAUACUGUUCCAAUAGCUUUCUUUAAUUGCAAAAACAAGGUUUUUAGCAAGCCUCCGAUCUCCACUGUUGCGCGCCUUGAACAAGCUUUUAGUCCAAAGAGGAAUUUCAUACUUGAUGAAACACGAUCCCGUAUGACACCCGCAUUCAUUAGAAGCACAAUCAUGUGUGAUGAUUGA
Molecule: messenger RNA, 1848 nt
Organism: Jatropha curcas
Lineage: Eukaryota; Viridiplantae; Streptophyta; Magnoliopsida; Malpighiales; Euphorbiaceae
Source: RefSeq, a predicted model, not a curated record